Messenger RNA from Aspergillus affinis, 873 nucleotides. Its product is annotated as lytic polysaccharide monooxygenase auxiliary activity family 9 protein. The record is from RefSeq and is a predicted model, not a curated record. NCBI's taxonomy places the organism in Eukaryota, Fungi, Ascomycota, Eurotiomycetes, Eurotiales, Aspergillaceae. The transcript has 2 exons. The coding region runs from base 1 to 873 and encodes 290 amino acids.
AUGAUUCUCAAAGCAAUUGUUAUUGUUGCUAGUGCACUGGCCGCUCGCACCGCCGCUCACGGUAUUGUGAGCGAGUUCUACACUGACGGCGACCGGAACGCCGGGUUCCAGACGGAGUACAUCUACCGCAAGCAGAGCGGAAACCCUGUACCUGACCUUGCUGCUUGGUCUACGGAAAGCUUGGAUAGGGGCUACAUCGAACCUAACAACCUGCAGACCCUUCACAUCAAUUGCCAUGUGAAUGCCGAACCUGGUGUUCUAACGGCUCAAGUUGCUGCGGGAGGCAAGGUUGAUUUCUUCUGGCCUGACUGGCCCCAUAAUGUUGGCCCAGUCCUUACCUACAUCGUCGCAUGCACUGGUGACUGUCUACAGACAAGUCCACUCUUAGGUCAGAAGCUUAUGGACAAUAACUUCACCUGGACGACCACUGUCCCUGAAAACAUCGCUGCAGGGAAUUAUGUCUUCCGCAAUGAGAUUAUCAACCUCCAUAGCGGUGCCGAGCUCAAUGGUGCGCAGCUCUAUCCACAAUGCGUGAACAUUGAAAUCACCGGUUCAGGGACAGAAACUCCCGAGGGUGUUCUUGGCAUCAGCCUGUAUAAGGCUGAUGACCCAGGCAUCCUUUUCGACCCUUACGGCAAGACAAUCGACUACCCCCUUCCAGGGCCUGCGCUCUACAGUUCACCUGGUUCUACUGUCUCCCCAGCUCCCAUUGGCUCUGUUACUACUGGCCACACCACUAUUGCACCCACCGGUACACCUGCAAUCGAAAUAUCGGGGCAUCCCAGCGCAAGCUUCACUGCUCCCAGGACCCGUAGCAGGUCUAACCCUGGCUCACGUACUCGCACUUCAGGCCCUUGCCCUAGUGAUGUAUGA